This is a messenger RNA of Arabis nemorensis, 216 nucleotides long. The record is from the annotation of a GenBank genome assembly. NCBI's taxonomy places the organism in Eukaryota, Viridiplantae, Streptophyta, Magnoliopsida, Brassicales, Brassicaceae.
AUGAUGGCGACUCCAAACUUGAACAAAGAGCUUCACUAUCUCAACAAGGAAGACAAACUGCUGCGCUGGCUCCUAGUUAAACACCGCGACAUCAAGAUUGGACAAGGAUCGAGCGAUCUUCUUAACGAUGAGUCUAACAGAGUUACUAGCAGAAGCUUAUAUGAUGAAUCAUCGACGGAUGAAGAAGACAAUGAUCUUUUAAGGUUACCGCGAUGA